AUUCCUUUUUUCAAAGAUGCUAAAUAAUUCCUUUAAUCAUUAUUUUAUGGUAACACAUCAUUUCAAGGAAUUUAAUGGAACAAAUAAUGCAGAGUUGAGAUUUGAAUCUCAAAUUACUUUACGAAGGAGAAAACAAAAAACCGUAAGACAAAGUAAAAGAGUAACAGUAAUACGACGCCGUGUUCCCACUGAAGAGUCACGUUACACAUUGACCGCCUUGCGAAGGAAACAGAGGGACGACGACGGCGACGAAGCAGGCGAGCCACCGCCGUCUCCGCCGAGCCUCCCGCGACCUUCUACAUCGCCGCCGAGCAGCAUUCUCUCGAAAUAAUCCACGCAGAACAACGAAAGAGACAGCUGCACCUCGUGCCGGCUCACAACGCCGGAGUCCGAGUCGCCUAACCGCGACGACAGCCGCACGGGGCGGACGCAGGCCAUGUAGAGGCUCCGGUACCCGCCGAGGGCGGCGACGACCGCCCUCACGCGAUCGGGCGGGCGCGGCGCGUGACCGCGGAAGCAGAGGUUCUCCCAAAUAGACUGGGUCCGAGAAACGGCGCACCAGAGCAUGCAGACGCAGGCGGCCACGCCCAGGGAUGGCGCGUCGAGCUUCUUCAAGAUCUCUACAACAAUGUCCACAUUGUCGUUGAUGCAAAACCUGCUUCUAUUAUCUUCCAAUUCUUCUUCUCCUCCCUCUUCUACUUUAUGUUGUUGCUCUUUAAGCUUAAAGUGAACCAUUUUAAUUGAGAUGUUGGCGACUGGAAUGUAAGAUGGAAACGGAUACAAUUGAGUGACCGUGGAGGCGUGGAUUAUAUAC
Messenger RNA from Cuscuta epithymum, 814 nucleotides. The record is from the annotation of a GenBank genome assembly. Lineage: Eukaryota; Viridiplantae; Streptophyta; Magnoliopsida; Solanales; Convolvulaceae.